Molecule: messenger RNA, 2565 nt
Organism: Carassius gibelio (silver crucian carp)
Lineage: Eukaryota; Metazoa; Chordata; Actinopteri; Cypriniformes; Cyprinidae
Exons: 8
Coding region: 159-1070 (303 amino acids)
Molecular function (GO): 8-oxo-dGDP phosphatase activity
Source: RefSeq, a predicted model, not a curated record
GCUCACACCAACAGGAGCUGCCACAAUGAAGGCGAGCAUGAAUCCCGUGGGUGUAUGAAAGCAUGCCAACGGCAAAUCAUCAAGCGCAAAAUUGCCCAAAAUCAUGAUGCACGCUUUCUGAACGGACAAUUAACCGUUACACGUGUGAAAUCGACAGAAUGGCUUCGUGGUCGGAGAAAAUGCUACAACUCCUGCGUCGAAUGAAUAACUUUCAUCUACCAGGUUCUAGUUUAGAGAGCUGUCUACGUUUUGAGGUGGCUGGAGAACAGGUUGGAUGGAUUUCCCCAAAAGUAGCAUCAGUUCUUGGUCGUUUUCCUGCUGUCUUCAGACCAUAUGGGAGCGCUAUAACCUUCUGCUCCGGGCUGGACACUUUUGAGAGCAGAUCGGUGGCUGUGGAUGAGGUCCUGCAGGAGCUGAGGAGAGAGGCAUCAUUCACCUGUCUCAUAGGCUGGAGAGAUGAGGAUGAAUUUUAUUUUCAGCAAUAUGCUGUGAUGCCCAGGUAUUGCGACCCUCCGUUGAUGUAUAUGGAGAGAGCAGCUACAAGUCUGUUUGGAGUGAAACGGUACGGCGUCCAUGUCAAUGGCUACACACGGGAUUCAAGUGGCAACCUUAAUAUGUGGCUAGCACGACGAUCUCUGACCAAACAGACGUAUCCAGGAAGACUGGACAACAUGGCAGCUGGAGGACUGGCAGCAGGCUGUAGUGUAAGGCAUACCAUGGUUAAAGAGUGUGAAGAGGAGGCCUGUAUCCCUCCAGGCCUGGCAGAGCAAGCGCGUCCUGUGGGAACUGUGAGCUACACCUACGAGGAUGACGAAGGAAUAUUUCCUGAGUGUCAGUUUGUUUUUGAUUUAGAGCUGCCUCUCAAUUUUCAGCCUCACAUUGGAGACGGAGAAGUGCAAGCGUUUUACUACUAUCCAAUAGAGAAGGUGAAAGAUCUCCUGGUCAGUGAGGAGUUCAAGCCGAACUGUGCCAUGGUGGUUCUGGACUUCCUCAUCAGACAUGCCAUCAUUGAGCCCGACUCAGAACCCUACUAUCAUGAAUUUGUGGCUGGAUUGCACAGAUCACUGUAAAAACUGACUGAUGGUGUUAAAGCCUGUGUCAACCUGCAACAGUUUGGUAUUUUUGUUAUCUACCUCUGCUUUUAACUCCUAACAUUGUCAGCAUGUGUACUUGUUUACUGAAGACCACAUUUAUACGGUGGCCAAGAAAGCUCAACACGCUGCAACUUAAGAAAACACAUGCAAACUGAAAAAACACCAGCAAAUGAAGAAAACCUCUUCAUUAGUUUGACAACACGUGUUGCAAAUCAUCACAACACAUGCAUAUAACAAAACGCGCUGCAAAUCAUCACAACACAUGCAUAUAACGAAACGCGCUGCAAAUCAUCACAAACCAUGCAUAUAACGAAACGCUGCAAAUCAUCACAAACCAUGCAUAUAACGAAACGCUGCAAAUCAUCACAACACAUGCAUAUAACGAAACGCUGCAAAUCAUCACAAACCAUGCAUAUAACAAAACGCGCUGCAAAUCAUCACAACACAUGCAUAUAACGAAACGCUGCAAAUCAUCACAAACCAUGCAUAUAACGAAACGCUGCAAAUCAUCACCACACAUGCACAUUAAGAAACAAUUAAUGAAGCAUUGCAAAUUUAUUUUCAUUAACCUUGAAAUUAUAUUUAGCUGAGGAAAUUAAAGUAAGCCAUCUUAAGUAACGUUUUACAUUUAAGCAUGUAAUUAUUCAGCUUAUUUAGGCUAAUAAUAUCCAAAAGAUAAAGGAAUCAUGCAAUCAGGGUGUUUAAAAAAAACAACAACUCCACUGACCAGUAGCCACUGCACGAUAAACAAAUCCCAGCUGGGUCUGACAAUUUUUUGGUGUCUCCUUGAAACAUUUCCAAUGUGGUCAGUGGUAUUUGCAGCAGAAUUUGCAGCGUUUCUUAAUUUGCAUGAGUUGUGAAGAAAUUGUAGCUUGUUUCUUUAUAUGCAUGCGUUGUGAUGGAUUUGUAGCGCGUUUCUUUAUAUGCAUGCAUUGUGAUGGAUUUGUAGCGCGUUUCUUUAUAUGCAUGCAUUGUGAUGGAUUUGUAGCGCGUUUCUUUAUAUGCAUGCAUUGUGAUGGAUUUGUAGCUUGUUUCUUUAUAUGCAUGUGUUGUGAUGGAUUUGCAGCGCGUUUCGUUAUAUGAAUGUGUUGUGAUGAUUUGCAACACUUUUGUUGUCAAAUUGAUGAUGUUUUUUUUUAUUUGCUGUUUUUUUUUUCAAUUUGCAUGCGUUUUCUUAAAUUGCAGCGCUUUGAGCUAUCUCGGCCACCGUACAUUUAGCCGGUGAAGACCUUUUACGCAAACAUAACCCGGAGAAGAGACAAAAUAAAGACCCAAGCAAAGUUACCCUAUAAGAAUUUAUUUUUUCAAUACAUUUCAAAUGAGUGUGGAAAUCCAAAGAUGCACUGGUAUACAAAAGAUAAUUGAUGCAUCAAAGGCUCUUUUUUCUUUUCUUACAAUGAAAUGCAGAACCUCUUCGAAGAAAUUACUUGCAUUUAAUAAUAUGGCAUUAAACAGCUCUCUCAAAAUCACA